Fonsecaea multimorphosa CBS 102226 is the source of this 2913-nucleotide messenger RNA. RefSeq lists its product as uncharacterized. The coding region runs from base 1 to 2913 and encodes 970 amino acids. The record is from RefSeq and is a predicted model, not a curated record. Gene Ontology annotation, cellular component: plasma membrane. The transcript is spliced from 2 exons. Gene Ontology annotation, molecular function: calcium-activated cation channel activity. Lineage: Eukaryota; Fungi; Ascomycota; Eurotiomycetes; Chaetothyriales; Herpotrichiellaceae.
AUGUCGGCCGUUCAAGCGCUUUUUCCACGGCAAACCUCGUCCUCCCCCGACCCCGACCUAUCAAAAGGAGAGCAGGUCCUCCAGUUGGUUGCAAAUCCUUUUCAAGCUUCUCUUCAAACAAAUGCCUUUUGGGCCUCCCUUGCAACCUCACUAGGAAUCAGCGCUGGCCUCGCUCUCCUAUUUUGCCUCAUCCGGCCUCGAAACAAUGUUGUCUAUGCCCCAAGACUGAAGAACGCAGACAAAGACCACGCUCCACCCCCAUUGGGGAAGGGGCUGUUUAGUUGGGUCGCGCCGGUCAGAAAAGCAUCAGAACCAUAUUUGAUGGAGAAGAUCGGCAUGGAUGCGGUUGUCUUCUUGCGCUUCACUCGAAUGUUGCGGAAUAUGUUCCUGGUUUUGGCCAUUGUGGGCAUUUGUGUCAUGAUCCCAGUUAAUGUCACGCAGGGGAACAAGGCAAUUACACAGGGUCAGAGUGCCUUCGCCAUCAUGACCCCUUUAUUCAUAUUCGGAGGGGGUCUGUGGGCUCAGGUGGUCGUGGCAUGGCUGAUCGAUUUGGUGGUGAUAUACUUUCUCUGGCACAAUUACCGUCGAAUCCAUCACCUACGACGAGUGUACCUCGAAAGCCCCGAAUAUCAGAGAAGCUUGCACGCCCGGACGAUCUUAAUUCGAGAUAUUCCGGCCAAUCUUCGAAACAACGAAGGCAUUGCUCGAAUUACUGACGAUAUCAAUCCGACCGGCACUGUGCCAAAAACGACCGUUGGACGCAAUGUGAAGGUACUACCAGAGUUGAUUGAAGAACACGAGAAGGCCGUCAGGGAACUAGAGUCCAUUCUCGCCAAGUAUUUGAAGAAUCCUGACAGGCUGCCACCCAACCGACCAACGAUGAAGGCGCCCAGCAAAUACCGGGGUCAGACGACGAACGGCAAAGUCGACGCUAUUGAGUAUCUCACAGAUCGUAUCCGAUCUCUCGAGAUGGAAAUCGACGAUAUUAGAGAGCGUGUGGACAACCGCGAUGCUAUGCCUUAUGGAUUUGCCAGCUGGGAACAGGUUUCCGAGGCACACACAGUCGCAUUCCAGGCACGGAGCAAACGCCCUCACGGCACUAAGAUUCGCUUAGCACCGAGGCCUAACGACCUUAUUUGGGACAAUCUCAAACUGUCUCGAGCAUCACGGAAGAGCAAGCGGUUCAUGAAUGGCAUCUGGAUUGCUGUCCUGACCAUCAUCUGGACUCCAAUCAACGCUGGAAUAUCGAUCUUCCUCUCCAACCUGUCAAAUCUGGGUUCUGUCUGGCCGGCUUUCCAGACGCAGCUGGAAGCACAUCGUACAGGUUGGGCCAUCGUUCAGGGUAUUGCCGCCCCGGCACUCACUUCGCUUGUUUACCUCCUGCUUCCGAGCAUCUUUCGGCGCCUUCAAGUCCGUGCUGGUGAUGUGACCAAAACCGACCGAGAACGUCACGUCCUCCGGAACUUGUACGCUUUCUUCACUUUGAACAACUUGAUCGUAUUCUCCAUGUUUUCGGCAGUCUGGCAAUACGUGACGAUUGUGAUCCAGUACAACAAACAGAGCAACGACCUGUGGACUGCUCUCAGAAAAGGCCAAUUCUUCCUUGUGAUCACGACCACUCUUUGUCAGAUCUCACCAUUCUGGGUUACCUGGAUCCUCCAGCGAACUCUGGGCGCCGCCACUGACCUGGCUCAACUGUGGCAGUUGUUCUACACCUGGUUUGCAAGAACAUUCUUGGCCCCGACUCCCCGGCAGAAUAUCGAGUGGACUGCACCUCCAUCCUUUGACUAUGCCAGCUACUACAACUAUUUCCUUUUCUACACCACGGUCGCCCUUUGCUAUUCUACUCUCCAGCCGAUUGUGCUUGUUGUUACCGCGUUAUAUUUUGUGAUCGACGCAUUUUUGAAGAAAUACCUUCUCAUGUAUGUCUUUAUCACCAAGACCGAGUCUGGCGGUCAAUUUUGGACGACCAUGUUCAACCGGAUCGUAUUUGCCACGAUUCUUUCCAAUGUUGUUAUCGGUAUCGUCGUCAAAGCCAGAGGAGAAUGGACCCUCGUCGCGGCAAUUGCGCCACUGCUAGUCAUCAUGCUUGCCUUCAAGUGGUAUUGCAUGAAGACUUUUGAUCUGGACCUGAAGUACUACUCUCGGGGUGGUAUGCACGAUCAAGAACGUCUUGCGACGGACGGCAAGCCAAGGGAACCUGAGAAGGUCUCAUCCAAGUUCGGCCAUCCCGCAUUGUACCAGCCCCUUAUGACGCCGAUGGUCCAUGCAAAGGCCAAGCACGUCCUUGCAGAGAUCUAUCGUGGUCGACUACAGUCUGACGGUGGACAAUCCAUGGCGUUCUCGGACAUAGCCAUGCAGCCUAUGACCCAAACGAGCAAGCUGCCCCAGGACGUUCCUUUUGAAUUUGUUCCUGAGGCUCAACAAGAUUUCCAGUUCUAUAAAAACCGUGAGGACUUCCGCGAAGGAGCGGGUGAUGAUAUGCUUUCGUCCUCACGAAGCCAGACGCCAGCCUCGUCAUUUGUUGGUCAGAAGGAGUCUUCGCCAUCAAGUUCCCGGGGCACGAGCCCCGCGCCUCAGGCGAUACAGCACCAAACACAUAUCCAUCGCAAGGAUUUGGACCAAUCCAACGUUCCGAGCCAGUUCAGACACGGUGCUCCGGCUCCUUUCGACGGCCACACUAGUGGAGGCCUCGAACCACGUCAUGGCCCAUACACAGAUCCCUAUGACGAUAGGGCAAACUUGUUGGGUAGUGCGGGCGAUGUCAGAACACCAAACGGCGAGUUCAUGUCCGUAGACCGGUGGCGAACCCCAGUGGUGAGUCGGGAUGGAAGCGAAGCCGAUGGUUAUCAGGACACGACUCCCGGGGAAGAGUUGAACACGAGUUAUGAUUAUUUCCGAGGACGACGGUGA